Messenger RNA from Zeugodacus cucurbitae (melon fly), 4817 nucleotides. RefSeq lists its product as uncharacterized. Bases 481 to 1758 code for a protein of 425 amino acids. The transcript is spliced from 2 exons. NCBI's taxonomy places the organism in Eukaryota, Metazoa, Arthropoda, Insecta, Diptera, Tephritidae. The record is from RefSeq and is a predicted model, not a curated record.
UGCAACAUACAAAAUAUACAUAUAGACAUACACACAUACACAUAUAAUUAGUUCUUAAGAUGUAUUCAAAAAUUUUAUUUAAGCAGUGACAAAAUGAAAAUAAAUUUAGAAUGAAUUAGAUUCUCACUCAAUGCAAGUCUUUCAUUACCCCCCACCAGCGGUAAGGUUUGUUAGAAACUACAUUGUUUAAACAUUUUGGUCCUUCGAGCCGGAUUUAGCGCUCAGCCAAAGAAAAAGUCCUGCUAUUAGAAAAUACAGGCAACUAUUAUGAAUUUGGGAGUACUAUAAGCCUCUAAGAAGAAAAAGAGCAUUACUUUGCAAAAUAAAGAUACAUGUAAGCCGGAAUAAUAAAGGUUAUCCGCAUUUAUAGUAGUACAUAUAUAUAUACAAUAUAUAUGUACAUACUUUUCGUAAAAGUAAAAGCGAAAAAGUAUGUAAAUAAUUAACAAAUGAACCAAAAACCAUAUAAAAGAAGCAAAUAUGGACAAUAUGGUAAGACAACAACAGGAGUUUGGAGAUCUUGCUGUACUACAAGCCAUCAAUACAUAUGAAGAUACUUCUGUUAUUGAAAGAAGAUAUCAACGUCGAGCAAAAAAGCUCAAAAAUACAUUGGAAGAAAUUCAAGAAAAUGCAUUGGAUUCUCUCGAGCAAAUGAGAGAAUUUAAAAUCAAGCUUCAAAUACAAUUUGAAUACGUAGAAGAAGCUUUCUAUGAAAUCCAAGAUAUCCAUUUCAACGGCUUGGCAAAAUACCUGCUAGAAGAAAAAAUGGAGGAUUUUCGAGAAAAAUAUAAAAUUACACAGAAAAGAAUAACGGAGAAAUUGGAAAAAUACGUUACAACCGGUUUCGACCCUAAAACUGCUUUUAAUGUAAUAUCUACAGAAAAAACAGAUUUUACAAAGUUCUCUCUGAGGAAAACUAGCAGAGAAUUAUUCAAUUCAACGCAAGCUAAACCUGCAAGUUCACGGGUUGUUACAUAUGAUUUUCCUACUCGUAUAUCAUCGGCACCAUUGAAUUUUAACACUGAUUUCACUGGAACUUCAUUGUUUGGCAAUGCUGCCGCUAAGUCCGUAGGGCUUUUUGGAUCCACGCUCGGUCAAGGUGCAGCUAACAGAACUAGUGGAAAUUUUCGCGAUGGUGAUGCAACUACUCUUGGCACCGGUACCACUUUACAUUGUGAACUUUUUGAUAAUGGUAAAAGUACUUUUGGCACCGCUACCACUGUUGGACCCAAUGCAUUUGACGAUGGAAAUAUGCCACCGGAGAGAUUUUCCGAAAGUGACGUGAAUCAUGAACUCUGUUUAACUGAAGAAAAAGAUACAAAAGGAGUUUUUACUAAGAAACCCGAAACCGAGGAUCGCAAAAUCGAACAACAAAUUGACAACGAAAUUAACCAACUCGAAGACAACAUUAAAACCAAACCAUUUUAUAUGAACGAAGGAAGGAAGGAAGAUAAAAAUUUCCAGCAAUACAGGAGAAAAUCGGGCAUGAGCAAGAGAAUAACCAUAACACAGAUUCCGGCAACGAUGAUUGGUGAAGACGUUCAUGUUAAGACGAUAUCAGACAAAGUGCACUAUAACUUUCGCCGGCCGGCAGAUUCUCACUUCGGAGAAAUUUGGGAGGCAGGAAACAAAACAAUUAAAGCAAUUAAUGCUAAUCAUUCAACUAAACCAGAAGCAUCAAUAAAGGGAGGUAUGAAUAAAGUGAACAGCAUGUUGCAACAACGUCAGGAAAAACGAAAAUUCCUGCGAAGACAAUGAUGUACAUGUAUGUAUGGUACUUAAGUAACACAAUAACAUACCGGGAACUUGCCAUAUUGUUUGGUGUAACAAAAUCUACUGCGCGGCAUAUUGUUCGACUGGUUUCGCAUUGAUUAUUUCAAUAAAAAUAAGGAAAAAAAUUCUAGGUGUAAUUGGUGCUAUUUUACUCAUAUAACAAUUAACGGACCAGUUAAUGAUAAGCAUAUUUUUUUUUGAUAGGAAAAGAAACUACAGCAUUGUUCUACAGAGUAUUGUCGACGCAGAUCAAAAGUUUCUAGAUAUAUACUGUGGCGAACCCGGGUCUUAUCAUGACUGACGAGUGCUUAAAAGGUCAGCAUUUUAUAGAAAAGUUGAGAGUAAUAUGGAAAAGCUCCUUGCGCAACCUCUAAACCUUUUUUGAUUGACCCAAAACUUUGUAUAUACUAGUUUUUGGGCUAUUCGCAUAUUUCUAGGGGGUGCGAUCGAGAAUCCAGAAACUUUUUUUAUCCUCCAUACAACUAAGGGCCACCCUAAUGUACAUGCAUAUAUAAAACAAUAAAAAAAAAAAACAAUUUUUUUAUCUAAAAAAAACAGUUCAAUGCUGCGUUUUUUUAGCAAUGACUGUGCUGUUGUUAGCCGCACAAUUAGUAAAAAAACACUAAUUACUAAACAAGUAUACAUAAAUACGUUAUUAUUAGAACUUACAUUUUAGAAGAAAUUAGCUAUUUCAUUGCAUGCUUAUGCUUUUGUUUACAUUUAUAUGAAAAACAAUUUUUUUCUUCCGUAAGUGUAUUAACUCCUCCUUCUAUCGCUAUAGCACUUCAGGAAAAGUAGUGUCUCGGCCUUUGUCCAAACUUUUCUUUUUCUGUAUCUAAUAUAUAAAAUUCUCGUGUCACGGUGUACGUUAUUGAACUCCUCUGGAACCGCUCGACCGAUUUUCGUGAAUCUUAGCGUGCAUAUUGGCUAGGGUGGAGAAUCGGACAACAUCUAUUUUUCAUCCUCCUAAAUGUUAAGGGUGGUCCACCCCUAAAAUUUUUUAACUUUCCGCGAAGAAAAUUAAAAAUUUUCUAAAAUCGGGAAGUUAUUGGUUGUUGAACUUCAAACCGAUCUGGCUAAUUUUAGUCUUGAAAUAUUUGUGGAAGGCCAGAAAAAGAUUAGAAAGUGAGUAAAUAUGGAAAAAUUGCGAGGAAGAUAUCAAUAAGAAAAUUUUAUUCGAGUUGACAAGAAAAAUAUAAAAAGAGAAAACAAAAAAAUAAUAUUUUGAAGGUCGUCAUUGUUGCUUUGUUAAACUAUUUUUGUUAUUAUUCAAUUGUAUAAGGUUGUGUCGAUAGCCCAAAACAAUUUGUAAUAAAUAAGGAAAGGUUAAGUUCGGGUCAAACCGAUACUCUCGCAAUUUAUUGAUGUAAUUUUAUUAAGGUAACACACAAUUUGACCUAUAUUUUCGGCAUAUAGUCCAUUAGAAAAUCAUCAUAUAUAAUAUAUGAGGGCUGAAGUAAUUCCAGAACCAAUUUCACUCAUUUUCACCAAGGUUCCAAGGUUUCCAAGGUUAACGGGAAUAGGCACCUGUUAGUAGGUAAACAAACGGCACAUUCGGCCUUGAAAUUGUUGAAAUUGCAAAUGAACGAAACACCAGUCGGAAAAUCGCCAAAAAUAGCGCUAUAUCGAAGAUUUUCCAAAUAUUCAAGAAGUCGCUGGAGGUACUGCACAGGACUUUAAAAUAUCUUGAUUGUCGAUAAACGUUUUUGGUGGAGCCAGGAUUCUGUUAACAGGUGAUUUACGCCAGACUCUUCCAAUUAUUCCUGGAUCAACUGUUACUGACGGGCUAAUCGCAUGUCUAAAGUCAUUUAAUUUGUGGUUAUAUGUCGCCAAUUAACAACUAACAUAUGAUUGUUUUUGCAACAAUAUCAAAUUGCGAUUGUAGAAGCAGUUGGAAAUGGUAGGGUCGCAGUUGACACCUCGAUGGAUUAAUAGCAUUUCCAACAGGUUUCUGUCACUUCAUUGUUCAUAAAUAUAUGAACAUGAAAUUUGUAUUAGAAUAACUUAAACAAAAUAAUAUACAGUCCACUAAAUAUAAAAUGCAAUGUUAAGAAACAAAAUUGUAAUAUGAGACUUGAUCAUAAAAAUCUGAAAAUCAUUGCAUGUAAAAGAAACCACAUAAACAUAUAUGCAUUAAUAUGCAACUAGCAUACAUUAUAUGUUGCACGCAUACAUGCAACACACAUACACUUAUAUGAGGCACGCAUGCAUCUAUAUGCAACACGCAUGCACUCAACUAUUAAUGAACAAACAUAUUUGUAUGCACAAGAUAACCUAUUGGUUAUAAAAAUACAUUUGGGCAAUUGCUUGUAUGCAUUUGAAAUAACUCCUUGUCGUGCAACAUACAAAAUAUACAUAUAGACAUACACACAUACACAUAUAAUUAGUUCUUAAGAUGUAUUCAAAAAUUGUAUUUAAGCAGUGACAAAAAGAAAAUAAAUUUAGAAUGAAUUAGAUUCUCACUCAAUGCAAGUCUUUCAUUACCCCCCACCAGCGGUAAGGUUUGUUAGAAACUACAUUGUUUAAACACUUCAUUGACUUGAAAGAGAAGUUUUCCUGACAUGAAACCUCAAUAUGAUAACUAUAAAUGACUGAUUGAAUGACCUAUAUUGGUGGUAAAAAAAAACAAAGAUAUCGAUGAUCUUAAUGCGACAAUUUAGAAUUUCGGUCCAGGAGAGUUGACACAGCUACAAACCAGGAUGACGUAGUCAAUUAUCCCAAACUAUUUAAAAUUGCCUGUACUAUCACCACUUACUUUGCAAUUAAAAGUAGUGUGAGUUGUCAUCAUGCUGCGCAACAUAAAUCGACCUCGAGUAAUCAAUAUCGUCGCCGAAGCCAAGAUUGGACCAACUUAAUUUAAUGUAUACCUUAGCCACAACAACGUGUGGCCGGGUCUGCUAGUGUAAAUAUAUAAAAAUAAAUCUAUAUUUAUGUAUAUUAAAAAUUCGUUAAAACAUUUAAAAAUUCUAACUCACAUUUUCUAGUUUAUUUAAAUUUAAAUAAAUAAAUAAUAAUAAAAAUUGGUUGGAAGAUCCACUAGAAUA